AUGUCUUUAAACCUAUUUUCUUCGUCCUCGCUGCUGCGCAGCGUCGCCAGCGCCGUGCCUUCGGCUUGUCGCUGGAGCUCGACCGCCGCCAUGAGCGCCUUCACCUCCCAGCGAGCCACUGCCUCACAGAUUUCUGGUGAUUCCACAGGCCCCCGAGUGUCCCGACGUCGGUUACCGAACCGUCUGCGCCUCCUCGAAGAUCAGAAAGCACAGGGCGAGAGCCGCGCAUUGGAGAAGUUCCAGACUCGCGAGUGGAAGGCUGGUGAUAUUUACGCGCCGCAUGAUCUCAGCCCGGCGGAGAUGAAGAAAUGGGGAAGGCGCAAGAGUCCCUCUAGGGAUGCCUUCGAUGCUUUGAACUUGAACCCCAUGAGCCUCUACAAGAACUUCGCCGUGAUGUCCGAGUACGUGUCUCCUCUGGGCCGCAUCAAGCACCGCGAUCAGACUGGUCUGCGACCCGUCAACCAGCGCAAGAUCGCCAAGGCCAUCCGCAGAGCCAUGGGACUCGGUCUCAUGCCCUCCGUCCACCGACACCCCGAAAUCUUGGCCAGUGAACUCAAGGCGAGGAUGGAAAGCCGUCACCGGUAA
Molecule: messenger RNA, 585 nt
Organism: Penicillium argentinense
Lineage: Eukaryota; Fungi; Ascomycota; Eurotiomycetes; Eurotiales; Aspergillaceae
Product: mitochondrial 37S ribosomal protein bS18m
Exons: 3
Coding region: 1-585 (194 amino acids)
Biological process (GO): mitochondrial translation
Cellular component (GO): ribosome; mitochondrial small ribosomal subunit
Molecular function (GO): small ribosomal subunit rRNA binding; structural constituent of ribosome
Source: RefSeq, a predicted model, not a curated record